ACACAGAAAAAGCCUGAAGCAGAAAACAAAAGAUGGGCUUUCGAUUCAUCAGUUUCUUCUACAUUCUGUUCGUAGUGUGUCGUGACGCCAAUGGAGCAAGGAAUGUAUUCAAACAGGAGGGAAAAGAACAAAAUGCUCCAUACAUAACUAGUUAUGGAACCAAAGAAGGCACACAAGAAGUCGAAGCUCCUUACAUAACUCAGUACGGUUCAAAAGAAGGCAAUAAGGUGGAUGAGGUCGAAGCUCCUUACGUAACUGGUUACAUUUCUGCGCAAGGCAACCCCAAAGAAACAGAGACGCCAUACAUCGCACAAGGCAGGAAGGGCAGAAAGGAAGUAGAGGCUCCUUACAUCACUGGUUACAUUUCUGCAGAAGGUGCAAAGAGGUCAGAAACUGUAGAGAUACCAUACAUAACGCAAUAUGGUGACAAAGAGGCUUCCUACAUAACCCAGGAUGGCACCAAAGAAGGCACACUGGAGUCGACAGAUGUAGAAGCGCCUUACAUAACGGGGUACAUUUCUGCACAAGGCACAAAGAAAGUAGAAGCACCUUACCUAACUGGAUACAAUUCUGCGCAAGGCACAAAGGGCAAAAAAGAAGUAGAGGCACCUUACAUAACCGGAUACAUUUCUGCACAAGACACAAAGGAAGUAGAAGCACCUUACCUAGCCGGAUACAAUUCCGCGCAAGGCACAAAGGGCAAAAGAGAAGUAGAGGCACCUUACAUAACCGGAUACAUUUCUGCACAAGGCACAAAGAAUGUAGAAGCACCUUACCUAGUCGGAUACAAUUCUGCGCAAGGCACAAAGAGCAAAAAAGAAGUAGAGGCACCUUACAUUACCGGAUACAUUUCUGCACAUGGCGCAAAGAACUGUGGACAUCAGAAGCAUGUACAUCCACCUUCCCAAAAUGGAGCAAAGGAGUCACCUAUGGAACAUCAACAUCAUGACCAUGCACAUUCAUCAUCUCCCAUGGAUCACACCGAGGCACUCAAGCAAGGCUUAUUCACUUUCGAGGAUUUCUACAAAGGGAAUGCACUGCCACUCAACUUUCCCAAACAAGAGCAUUCUCGUUUCUUGCCUAAAGAAACAGCCGAUUCCAUCCCAUUCUCAACAUCACAGCUCCCACACCUUCUCCAACUCUUCUCAACCCCACGCGACUCUCGUGAAGCAAAACACAUGGCCUGGACACUCGACCAGUGCGAGCUCAAACCCAUCAAGGGGGAGACCAAGUUCUGUGCUACUUCUCUAGAAUCCAUGACAGAAUUUAUUCAAAAAAUCAUUGGUUCAGGGAUCAGCUUCAAUAUUCUCUCUACCACCCUCCCAGAAACCUCUACUUCCAUCACACAAAAAUACACCAUCUUGGAAGAGCCCAAACAAGUCAUAGCUUCAAAAAUGGUCUUCUGCCACCCGGUGCCUUAUCCUUACGCAGUUUUCUUCUGCCACCACUUUGAGAAGGACACCAAGUUCUUCAAGGUUUCACUGCGAGGAGAGAAUGGAGAUAAGAUCGAAGCUGUAGCUGUUUGUCACAUGGACACUUCUGAUUGGGACCCUAACCAUGGUUUGUUUCGCUUAUUGGGAAUCAAAGCCGGUGCUUCUUCGCCAGUGUGCCAUUUCUUCCCUGCAAAUCAUCUAGUUUGGAUUCCAUCAUCACCAACAACAACAAUCUUCUAA
This is a messenger RNA of Fragaria vesca subsp. vesca, 1673 nucleotides long. Its product is annotated as BURP domain-containing protein 9-like. The record is from RefSeq and is a predicted model, not a curated record. Bases 33 to 1673 code for a protein of 546 amino acids. NCBI's taxonomy places the organism in Eukaryota, Viridiplantae, Streptophyta, Magnoliopsida, Rosales, Rosaceae. The transcript has 2 exons.